Messenger RNA from Ectocarpus sp. CCAP 1310/34, 570 nucleotides. The record is from the annotation of a GenBank genome assembly. NCBI's taxonomy places the organism in Eukaryota, Phaeophyceae, Ectocarpales, Ectocarpaceae.
AUGCUGUGUGCUUGUCGGCUCCUUGCUCCGCAGUUCGGGAGCCUGGACAACCUCUACUGCAGGUAUACACUUAGCUUCGGGAACGACUGGUACAUUGUACACGGUCUCGACACGGGACUGUCUCAGAUCGCUCAGCGGGCUGGAGGGCAGGACACAUCCGUCGUCUGGAAUUUUCCCAUUGAUAUCACCUUCAAGAGCACGAACGCCUUCGGGUGGCCUCGUCUUGCCCUCAGCGUGUUCCGAGUGGACGAUAUGGGCCGAGACACGGUUGUCGGAUACGGAUCUGUCUUGAUCCCAACCCAGGCAGGAAGGCACGAGAGAGUAGCGCACAUGUACGCCCCUCAGCCUUCGUCGAUGCUGCAACGAUUCAGAGCCUGGGUGUCAGGCGCGUAUCCAGAGGUGAUUAUGUUGGGGAUGGCGGAUUUCGGCUACAACAGGCCCGAGGGAAUGCAAGGAGUGAGCCAGGACCAGCGGUUUGAGUCCUACUCGGGAGGGGGGGGUUCGACCCACCGAGUCUCGUCCUCGAUUUUCGGCAACACCACCGGAAGCAAAACAAGUUUUGUUGGGUGA